Bactrocera oleae (olive fruit fly) is the source of this 3026-nucleotide messenger RNA. RefSeq lists its product as uncharacterized. Gene Ontology annotation, biological process: septate junction assembly. Gene Ontology annotation, cellular component: plasma membrane. Lineage: Eukaryota; Metazoa; Arthropoda; Insecta; Diptera; Tephritidae. The record is from RefSeq and is a predicted model, not a curated record.
GUAAAUAUUAAAAAUAAUAGUUUUGUGUUGCAGACGCAGAUAAAUAAAUGAAUGGAAUGUUUCGAGCAUAAUUCCAUACAUUUCCAAUUGUAGUUUGCCAAUCUGUCGAUUAUGUGUAACGCCAAAUGACUUUCGGGUACCUCGUUUUACAGCUACGGCUCUCAUCAGUUCACUUUUUACCUUGGAUACGCUCGUUUCGUUUCUCUCGUCGAGUUCGGUUUAUUAGCGAAUAGUGUAAAAGGAUAUGUGAGCUGCAGAAUUAGCAGACUGGUUUGGACAAAAAAGAUAGUAGUAGCUUGCGUUUUUAGCAAUAGAACCCUAAGGUCCGUAUCGAAAAAAAUGUCACAUAACGAGCGUAAACCUCGUUUGAGUGCGGUUAAAUUUAUGGAAUUGGGAUUUUCCGCCGCCUGCCUGGCAUUGCAUUUCUACAGUUUCGACGACCGCGACAUACUGACCUCAUUCGUAGCGACGGGCACCUUUUCCGGCUACAUAAUUGUCGUUGUGGGUAUUUUCGCAGGUGUCCUAAUGCGUGCGCCCAUCCACAGACGCAUCGACAUAUUCUACAGCGUGCUCGGCUGUGGGCUGUUCAUCGCCUCGGGUGUGUUCAUAAUCGAGGCAUGGGAGUUUUCAUUUCGCACACGCACACGCGAUUUGGCGCUCAUUAAGGCAUCGCUGGCCAUUGUGAAUGGGGUGUUGUUUGGCUUCGAUGCGAUUUUUACCUUUCGUGACAAAUGAGAGCGACACACAAACGGCGGUCGGUGGACGGGAGCCGGUGGAGGAGGAUUACGAUGAUGCGUUUCCGGAAUUGCCAGAAUUUUAUAGAGUAUUUUAAGUCAUAAAGCGCAUACAAACAAACAUACAAACAUAUAAAUACAUUUUUCAUUACAACAGUUUUAUUUUUAGCUCUAGUUUUUAUAGUUUUUCUGCCAUUUUUUAACUACUUUGCUGUUGUUUAUUUAGAUGCUUUUUGGCGUAACAUUUUUCAUGUCAAAUAAAAUUUAAAUUUUUGUGCCAUUAAAUCACAUACCCGCUUACAUAUAUACUAGUAAAUAUGUACAUAUAUUAGUAUUUAUGUAUUUUAAUACGACUUCUUUUUUUAUUACAUGAGUCAAGGAAUUCUUAAUGCUUGCGUGGUGUUGCUUGCUUUUUAGAUUUUCACUAAGCAGACAACAGAUGUUUUCUGCUUCAGUAUGUACAUAAAUUUAGUAGAAUUUUUUGGCAAAAUGCGCAAUAUGCCAGAAACUGAAGUUUCACAGCUUCAAUCAACUAAAGUUCAAGAGUUUUUAGCUGGUAUUUUUAUAGAGAGGUUUUAGGUAUUAUUUUUGUAAUGACUCUUUUGUGUAUUAAGCAUAUAUUUCUAAGCGCACAGACUGUAUGCACAACAUAUACACACCUAGUUUUGUUGAUUUAUGUAUGUAUUCAAGUCGUACUCUAUAGCAGGAUGUCGUCAUUUCUGUUUUUUCUUCGUAUAUCUUCGUUUAAUGUCGAAAGCAGUGACUUCAUAUGUGAAUUAGUAUACGCAAUAAAAUGUUGCGCAACAUCUGUAUAUAUGAAAAUGGCGAUAGCAUGUUCUCUGCAACUUCUAAUUCAUGUAUUUUCAUUGGUUCUAAAACCGCAAGCAUUUUCAACAUGCUCACAGUGUCCUUUCUUCAUUCGGCAAUUUGGCGCCAAUUCGAAACCCGUAAAACAACAUAGCCUUUAUUUUUUUAUCCAAUUUGGAGAAGAUCUCCCUUAAGCUCUGCUUGAAAAUCUUUCAUAGCUGUGAAAUCGGCAUUGGUUUAAACGACAGUCCUAUAUUUUGAGUCGCUAUACUAUUCAUCGAUUUGUCUCUUAUCUAUAUACUACAAGUGCAUCAUAUAUUAGGACGAGCAUAAUAAGAAUCUUAUCAAUGAGUUCAAAUGUAGAUAACUACAACUUUGACAAUAUAGUCUCUUAAUAUGUUACUAAACGACUAAGUUCCAUUAAGUUGUCAACAAUAUCCGCAUAACGCCAAUGGAACGACUUCGUAAGCUAAAAAAAAAAAUAGUUUGACAGUGUUUAUACUUUCUGAAAUAUUUUGAUCAUUACUAGAUUUACUGUCUUGAAGCAACAUUGAAAAGAGAGUAAACUGAUUUCUCUUAUAUUAUACGUUUGUUUUUAUAGUUAGCACCUAUAAACAAAACUAACUCUAAAAUUAUAUGCGAAGAUUGUAGGAACAGUAUUUUUCUGCCUCUAUCUGACUUUUUGCAUAAGGCUCCAAACCUUCUAGGAAAAUAGGUAAAGUACCAGAAAGUGUGUUUUUAUACGAAAGUUUAAACUAUGAAUAUAUCGAAGCAAAGUUCUUCCUUGACUUUACCAGUGAAUAGGCGGACCCUUAUAAUUUUUGUAAUUGUUCAAUGAACCAUCACAUUAAAUGGUGCAAUCACUCAAAAUUCUGUUCUAUCUAUUUGUGGAAUAUAAGUUGAUUCGAUAAGGUAGAUCCACAAUAUUGAUCAUCACCCUAUACUCUUCUUUAUACAAUCUAGAUAAAAGUAUUUAACCAAUUCCUUUAAAACUCAGUUUAAGGUAUGUAAUGGGGAGAUCUAAUCCAAGGAGGGUUGAUCUUUUAAAGAGACAGCAUAGGUACAUAUGAAGCUUACGAAAAUUAUUUUGCUUUAUAUGGAUCUAAAUAUACUCUUUCUCUCUCUCUUUAAUUUAUUUGUUUGUUUAUGUUAACAACAUUUUGAUUCACUGUAUGCCAGUUAAAGUUUCGCGCGGUCAUCCCGCUGAAGCAACAUGUUGCCUCUGAAACACAAAAAGAGUUUCCAGCAAGAUUUUGAGAGAUUCAAAGCAACAUAUAGCUGUGUUGGCAACAACGCGAUUCAUUGUCAACAAUGCAAGUAGACAGAAACCGGCUAAGCGAGCUGCUCCAACAAGCAGUCAGCCGAACCCCAAACGAAGCGAUGCUAUAUUGGUGGCACAGACGAAACUAACAAUCAGUACGAUUUGAACGCUCGCGAAAGUAACGCGCUUGUUGUGAGAAAGUUGAAUUUGAUUAAAAAUAAAAA